Phytomonas sp. EM1 is the source of this 489-nucleotide messenger RNA. The record is from the annotation of a GenBank genome assembly. Lineage: Eukaryota; Euglenozoa; Kinetoplastea; Trypanosomatida; Trypanosomatidae.
AUGCCUAAGGAAAGGUUGCGCGCUUUUGAUGCUCGCAAAGCGGUGGUGGCGCUGGCGAAGGCACACGGAGGUACAAUAAACGGGGGACACACUCUAUGCGCAACUCCCUGCCGCGCCCUCCGGGGCCUACUCUUUCCGUCGCUCAGCGUAGGCGGCAUCACGAGACACCGCUUGUACCAUUGGGCUCGUUGCUUAUUCGGUGAGGAUAAAGCCAUCGGCAUGAAAGCGCAUGCCCGUACCUCCCAGGUUGAGCUCAUGCCACGCGACUCCCUCUUGACCUCAAGAUGGGCUUGGACAUUCAGAGAAGAAACUGGCGUGCGCUGUGACGUGCAGCACGCUCGGCAGGGGCCGCACUACGAGGCAAACUCUUUUGUGAAAGGCGAAGCCGGCUCUGUCUCUGUCGUGGGAGGGGGAAUCCUGCCUUUGGGCUUCCCCCCUGUUCCCCAUGUGUGUGGAGUCCACGAGCAUGGCGUGAGUCUCCGGUACUGA